GUUUAAAGUGGGCGGGAUCAGCCCCAGUCACCAAUAAUGGCAGAUCUGGAGCGUUACCAAGGAAACGGCGUACAAGGCUAGAAGACAGUGCGAGGCAGCAGCAGCUAGUUAGCUGAUUGUUGCAUUACCAGCGAUCGUUUUUAAAUAUCUUCCACGUUCACAAUUCGAAGUCGAAGUCCGGCGUCUGAUUCGCCCCUCGCGGUCACCGCUUUAUUGACUGUCUGCGUGAGAUAGCUAGCAUUGCGGCUGCGGCUAACGAGGCUAGCCCUAGCUGUCGGUAGAUAGCUUAGCAUGCUAACCCGUUACCGAAACUGACGUGUUAAUCUAAAUAUUAUCCAGGUCAUACUUAGAAAGCUAGCCGAGUUUUACACGAAUCGUGUCUUCAGCCAUGUUUUUGGAAGUGAGGAACAAGAUCGAUGUGAGUUAACAGUUGGACUGGGGCGGUCUGACUGUCUGUGGUUCUGUGGACGGACUCUGCGUGCCGAGUCGAGCCGAGUGCGGCAGCCCUGUUCUCCCUGGCCUGGCGACGGCAGAACUGACGCCGCCGGUCAGGCACGGACUUGGAGAUGAGAUGAGACGCAGCGGAUCGAAAGGCCGACCCACAUCCCGAGUCCCGUUACCCCGUGCUAAACAGGAUGGAUGUGUGCAGCAGGAACCCAAACCGCACGGCGCCGGUCAGUGAGGACAGCCCACCUCGAGCUGACGUGCCGCUCUGCUCCCGGACCAACGGCUGGAGCUGGCCGCCACACCCCUUCCAGCUGCUGGCCUGGCUGCUCUACGUCUAUUUUGCUGUCACCGGCUUCGGCGUGUUCGUCCCUCUGCUGCCCGCUCACUGGAUCCCUGCAGGCUACAUCUGUACGGGUGUCAUGUUCAUCUGUCACCUGUGUGUCCACAUGAUGGCCGUGUCCAUCGACCCGGCCGACUACAACGUCAGGACUAAGAGCGACAAAGGUCCCGUUCCCGUGUUCGACCGCUCCAAACAUGCUCACGUCAUCGAGAACUGCCACUGCUACCUCUGCCAGGUCGAUGUGGGUCCGAAGUCAAAGCACUGCAGUGCCUGUAACAAGUGUGUCGCCAACUUUGACCAUCACUGUCGCUGGCUCAACAACUGUGUGGGCAGCAGAAAUUACAAAUUGUUCCUCCACAGUGUGGUCUCGGCUCUGCUGGGUGUCUGUAUGGUUCUGGUCUUCGCCUCCUACGUCUUCAUUGAGUUCUUUCUGGACCCGUCCAAACUCCGCACAGACAAACACUUCCUUUUGAGGAAUGAGACAGGCGUGUGGUUCGUCUUCCUGCCGGUGGCUCCUGUCAGGUCAGCGGCAGCAGUGAUUCCUGGUCUGGCUGCUGUCACCAUCGCUUUGGGUCUGCUGUCGUCAGUGCUGCUCUGUCACCUGCUUUGCUUCCACAUCUACCUGAUGUGGAACAGACUCAGUACAUAUGAGUACAUCGUGCGACAGCGGCACCGUCAGGACAGCAGAGACUCCAGAAAACCAGAAUCAGUGAAGGAGACGAUGGCUCCAACAGUCAACCUCAUCAAGGAUGUGGACUAUUCAGGGACUCAGGGUUACACCAACCCUCAGCUGGACAUGGAGGAACCUACCACUGUGGCUGUGCGGGGGGAGGCAGAGCCCCUGGCUAACGGCAGAGUGAGGCCUGCAUCCAGUCCUGUCAUGGAGGAAGAAACUCAGCCCACCAUGUCCACAGAGCUGAAAACGGCUGCACACACACACCGACGCACACAGAAGAAGAAGAGGAGGAUCCGUAAAGUUCCAGCAGAGGUGACCAGAGAGCAGCGCCCCCUGGGCAGCGCAAUCCCGCCUCCAGUUUGCUGUCUUCCAGCAGAGCCCAGCAGUGUGCCCACUGUGUCCCUGGGUCAGCGAAUUCCUUUCCCAGCAUUCCCCCUGAGGGCCUCCCUGCCCCCCCUGGCCCCUGCCUCUGGCCCCGUCCAGGCCGCUGCCCCUCCUGCUGAGUACCACUCCGACUCUGCAGAGUCUCUGGAGGAGAUCCCAGUGGUGUUGGCCAAACUGGGCUCUUCAUCUUCUGCUGGCGCUGCAGGAGUCAUCUCAGCAUUCCCCCUGCUGUCCCCCGAGCCCAGGACUAAGAGGAAGGCCCCCUCAAAGGCCUCCUCCAUUCGCACAAACAAGAACAAUGCAGAGCUGAGGUUUGAAAUGGCCUCCACCCACCCCCCGACGGUGUUUGUCAGCCGGGCCAGCGGAGAGGCCCCUAAUCCCUGGGAGGAAGACCUCAAUCUGGUUAGGAGGCAGUCUGGCUCCAGGUCCAGUUCCAGACCAGCGUCUCGGGCAUCCCUGGGCUCAGAUGUAGCCUCCUGGAUGGAGAUGUAAUCUGAGCAGACUCUGUUCUGGAACAAUGUCUUUGAUCUUUCUACAAUCAUCGGCACAACAGUUUUUAUUUUCUUUUAACAAAGGUUUGUAUGUGUGACAGUUUAUUUAAAAUGCCAAAGGUGAGAUUCUCGGCUGAGAUCCGGUGUGUGUGCAGGUCUUGCAGGACCUUUAAACAUUUACUCUGUUCUGUGGGUGUGGAUGCUUGUGUGUUCGCUGUGGACACAAACUCGUGGUAUUCUGUUACUCCCAGUUGGUUUUACUGUUUCUGCUUCAUCUUGCUGGUCACCCUGGUAACCAGGUAACCCAGGGUCUGACAUCACUUCCUGUCUCGCCUCUGUUGCACCACCACAUGUCUGUGCUGCUGCAGUUGUAACUAUGCAGCCAAAGUACAGUCAUGCUAACGCUAACGCCUGCAUGCCGACCCUGUUCUGUCACAAUGGUUGACAUCUGUGGAACUCCAAACAGAGCAACAGUAAAUAAAUAAACACACAAUCACAUGAGUAAUUAAAGCUUUAAUACAUAAUGAACCAAUAAGUUAAGAACUAAAAUUCACUGCACACAUUAAAACUCAUGACUCUAAAAUGGAAUUUCACUCAUGGAAACUCACUUCAUUAUUGUUUUAAAAAAAAUUUUAUUUUCAUUAAAAACUUCUUUUCAGAAAUCUUUUUCAUAGCAUUUUUAUCACAUUUUUACUCAUUUUCAGCCAAUCAGAUGCUUCCAGUAGCAUAAGUGUCCACCUGUUGUUUGUUCUGUCUGAGAGUCA
Scatophagus argus is the source of this 3102-nucleotide messenger RNA. RefSeq names its product zinc finger DHHC-type containing 1 (gene zdhhc1). NCBI's taxonomy places the organism in Eukaryota, Metazoa, Chordata, Actinopteri, Scatophagidae. Gene Ontology annotation, cellular component: Golgi apparatus; endoplasmic reticulum. The record is from RefSeq and is a predicted model, not a curated record. The transcript has 11 exons. Bases 636 to 2339 code for a protein of 567 amino acids. Gene Ontology annotation, molecular function: protein-cysteine S-palmitoyltransferase activity. Gene Ontology annotation, biological process: peptidyl-L-cysteine S-palmitoylation; protein targeting to membrane.